AUCGCUACGCAAAGGAGCGCAUAGCGGCAUAGCGCGCCGGCUCCCGCUUCCCCACCACUUAUAACCUCUCAUCCGUCGCGGGUGUCUCACGCCUCGCGGCCUCGAGGCAGUGGCACGCCAGUCAGUCGGUUUUUGUCCAUCGCGUGCUGCGGUUUGUAGCGACUUGACGCCGCGAGAUCAACUGAACGGGGUUUUACACAAUCGGACACACACGGUGACGGAAGUUUUUACAUUUUAUCCGGUAUCUCUCUUGCCACGACGACGUCCGCGUCGUCGCGUGGAGCGCGCGUUUUCGAUCGGAAGGAAGAAAUUAAGGAAAGAAGAAAGACAGCCGCGUUUCUCACUCUAUCUCUUUCUGCCCAGGGCAGGGGGGAAGAAGAAGCGCACCUCGUGGGUCCGUGCGGCGGAUCGUGGCCGCGAGACCGCGCGGUCGGCCAUUGUGCUUUCUUCGUGUCGCCGAUACGAUCGCGCGUUGUCUGUCAGCCUAAACCCUAAACUAAAAGUGUUCAGUCUUCAGUGUCGGCUUAUAUCGAAUGAGUCUGCGAGAGAGACGUGUACGUGCGCCGUAGCUCGUUGCCGGCUUCUACUUCCGGAGCUGCACCGCCGCCGCUGUCAGCCGCCGUCAUUAACGUCAUCAUUGUUACCGUCAUCGUCAUUGGCGCCUUCAGUCUGCGGCUAGCCCAGUAUCAGAAGAUGCACGUGCACGGGAGCGAGUCCGCGAGGCGGUGCGCGCGAGUAACGCGCCGGUGAACGCGCGAAGAAAUGAAAUGUGCGAAGAGGAGAGCCAUUAGGAAUCCGCCAUUCUCGGCGAAUGUCAUUCACCCUGCGUGUGUAUCGUAAGAAGAAAAAGAAGAAGAAGAAGCAGCACCGCCACGGAAGAAGAUCGAACGAACGAUCGACUUCACGGUUGCCGUCGCUCACCGACGUCGCCAUCGACCACGAGGGCCUCUUCUUCUCCCACCCGAUUCGGCCACAAAAAUCCGAUCAAGCUGGAAUUGAUGGAGUUGGAGAACAUUGUUGCGAACACCGUGUACCUGAAAGCGAGAGAAGGUGGUGGUGACAGCAAUAAAGGAAAGAGUAAGAAAUGGCGGAAGAUACUUCAGUUCCCACACAUUUCCCAGUGCAUCGGCCUAAAAGAUAAACUGGACAUCAGGUACAGUUAUGUGGUGGACCAGCAGCCGAUUGGGCGGCAGCCAGCCUAUCAUCGCUACAACCUCUUUCUGGACGCGAUCGAGAAGUACGAGAUUGAACUGGAUGAGAAUCGCAUCGAUCUAGCGAAAGAGUUGUUCGAGCAGUACUUGAAGCGGGAAGGUUCGGAGGUAGUCGAUAUCCUGAACGAUUCCUUGAUCUCUCAGUGCGAGGAACGACUCAGCACCGGCGGCAAGGAGCUCUUCACCGAGGUUGCGCAGACCGUGAAAAACUUCCUAGCUGGCGAGCCGUUCUCGGCCUUCCUCAGCAGUUUCUAUUUCUACAGGUAUCUCCAAUGGAAAUGGCUGGAGGCGCAACCAGUGACAUACAAGACCUUCCGGAUGUAUCGGGUAUUGGGCAAGGGUGGCUUCGGGGAGGUCUGCGCUUGCCAGGUACGCGCCACCGGUAAGAUGUACGCGUGCAAGAAAUUGGAGAAGAAGCGCAUCAAGAAGAGGAAAGGCGAGUCGAUGGUACUAAUCGAGAAGAACAUCCUGCAAAAGAUCAAUUCCAAGUUUGUCGUCUCGCUCGCAUAUGCAUACGAGACGAAGGAUGCUCUCUGCCUCGUGCUGACUAUCAUGAAUGGCGGCGAUCUCAAGUUCCAUAUUUACAAUAUGGGCGGUGAGCCAGGUUUUGAUAUAAAUCGUGCCCGAUUCUAUGCGGCCGAGGUCGUAUGUGGUCUGGAACAUCUUCAUCUUCAAGGUAUCGUCUAUAGGGAUUGCAAGCCGGAGAACAUACUGUUGGACGAUCAUGGUCAUGUGAGAAUAUCCGAUCUCGGUCUCGCGGUGGAAAUUACGGAGGGCGACAUGGUGCGUGGUAGGGUCGGCACGGUGGGUUACAUGGCACCUGAGGUGAUCGACAAUGAGAAAUACACCUUCUCGCCAGACUGGUUCAGCUUUGGCUGCCUACUAUACGAAAUGAUCGAGGGUCAAGCGCCGUUCCGCGCUCGCAAGGAGAAAACCAAACGCGAGGAAAUCGACAGACGCGUCAAGGAGGAUCAAGAAAGGUAUUCGCCCAAGUUUAGUGAGGAUGCCAAAAGUCUGUGCCAGCAGCUGUUAAAGAAGAGCCCGAAGAACAGGCUGGGUUGCAAGUGUGGUCGACACGGGGCGAAAGAGGUGAAGCUCCAUAGCUUCUUCCAGUGCCUGAACUGGAAGAGGGUCGAGGCCGGUAUGUGGGAACCGCCGUUUGUGCCGGAUCCUCGUGCGGUUUACGCUAAAGAUGUUUUGGACAUCGAGCAGUUCUCCACGGUGAAAGGUGUUAAUUUGGAUGCCACGGAUGAUACCUUCUACAGCAAGUUCAACACCGGCAGCGUGUCCAUUCCAUGGCAAAAUGAGAUGAUAGAGACUGAGUGUUUUAAGGAACUGAAUGUAUUAGGUCCUAACAACACGCCCACCCCAGACUUAUUGAUAAACCAUACACCGCCCAACAAUGACGACAGAGGCUGUUUUCCUUUUCGGAGAAAGAGGAAACAAAGCGAUCGCACGAGGGAGAUCCCGUUGUCGGAAUGCCACUUGCUGGAAUUGUCGCAGACGCAGAGCUCGGAAAUGCCAGCCAGCUGAUCUAUG
Mycetomoellerius zeteki is the source of this 2750-nucleotide messenger RNA. RefSeq names its product G protein-coupled receptor kinase 2 (gene Gprk2). Gene Ontology annotation, molecular function: G protein-coupled receptor kinase activity; ATP binding. The coding region runs from base 999 to 2744 and encodes 581 amino acids. The transcript has 9 exons. NCBI's taxonomy places the organism in Eukaryota, Metazoa, Arthropoda, Insecta, Hymenoptera, Formicidae. The record is from RefSeq and is a predicted model, not a curated record. Gene Ontology annotation, cellular component: cytoplasm. Gene Ontology annotation, biological process: protein phosphorylation; regulation of signal transduction; signal transduction.